GCCGCGGCGGAGCCCCUGCCCCGCUCGGCCUGGAGCGGACGGCGGCCCGACGGGCAUCGCCUCGCAGCGCGGGCGCCGGCAGAGCAGCGGCGCGCCCGUCCCCGCCGCGCCAUGCCGCUGGGGCACAUCAUGAGGCUGGACCUGGAGAGAAUCGCCCUGGAGUACGUCGUGCCCUGCUUGCACGACAUCGGCUUCUGCUACCUGGACAACUUCUUGGGGGAGGUGGUGGGGGACUGCGUGCUGGAGCGGGUGAAGCGGAUGCACCGCGACGGGGAGCUGGCCGACGGGCAGCUGGCCGGCCCCAGCCGCGGGGUGGCCAAGCGGCAUCUCCGCGGCGACCAGAUCAAGUGGAUCGGAGGCACGGAGGAGGGCUGCGAGGCCAUCAACUUUCUCCUCACGCUGAUAGACCGGCUGGUGAUGUACUGCGGGAGCCGGCUCGGCAAGUACUACGUGAAAGAGCGCUCCAAGGCCAUGGUUGCUUGCUAUCCUGGAAAUGGAACUGGGUAUGUUCGUCAUGUGGACAAUCCAAAUGGUGACGGGCGCUGCAUCACCUGUAUUUAUUACCUGAAUAAGAAUUGGGACUCCAAGCUGCAUGGUGGAAUUCUUCGAAUAUUCCCAGAAGGGAAGUCCUAUGUAGCAGAUGUUGAGCCGAUUUUUGACCGACUACUUUUUUUUUGGUCAGAUCGAAGGAAUCCACAUGAAGUCCAGCCUUCUUAUGCAACCAGAUACGCCAUGACCGUGUGGUAUUUUGAUGCUGAAGAAAGAGCAGAAGCCAAAAAGAAGUUCAGGAACUUAACAGAUGCGAGGAAGAGAGAAGCACCUCUUAAUGAAGACUAAUCAACUGUUCAUGAACUCUUUUGAGGAAAUAAGAUCCCAAAGAUGACUUCCAUUUCCAGCAAAUCAGGGCAAAACAUUUUUAUGCACGAGAAUGCACUGGUUGUGUCUAGGAUUGCAUCUUAUGCUGAUGGUACUUAAGGCAGCCUCCUGUUAUGCUGCAUCUGGUAGAAGAAGGACUUGUUUUCUCUUUGCCUUUCGCUGGAAAAAAUAACCAGGGUUAAAAAAAGAGUAUCUGAUACUCAAGCCUAGUGGUAGUGGCUCAGCCAAUUGGCUUUUGAUCACUCUUGUAACUAAGGUAAUGGUCAUUGGAACUAGUGGUAAAAAACUGAGUCUUAUUUGCACUUUAUGGGGAAAAAAAGUUCUAGUUCAAUGGGAAGAAGCCUUGCAAGUUUAAAAUCAGUUGUCAGACUGCUAAUGGGCACAGAGAGAUACUGGACAUGGGAAAUUAAAUUGGAUAUUUGUAGAGGGCCAUUUUACAGUCUGUCCCAAAUGGACCUGUUGAUGUAUUGUUCAUCAUUUUGCUGUGCAGAACAUUGGUUCAGCUCUUUGGUAACAUGACUUCCCAGAUGUUUGUCUACACAGUCAUUGCAUUUUCUGGAUUUUGUUUGCUAUUCAGGAGGCACGUUCUAGCUUUGCAGCUGUACUGCUUUCUGUCCCAUGAUUGAGGGGAAAAUUGUUAUGUAUCUGUUCACAACUUCAUAAAACUAAUUUUUUUUUCCUGUUUUGAGCAGGAUGGGUUGUAUGUUUUCUAUUUUCACAGUUUGGUAAAACAGCUGUUUUCUCCCAAAAGUCUGGUAAACUGGGAAGGCUUACGGCACACAAUGCAUUGGCCCUUAAGGCCAGUGAUAUGUAGAGAAGUGUUUGCUUUGCGGCUUCUCCAUCUGCUGUGUUCCGUGUGACAUAGAUAUGAAUCUGAAAGGAAAUGUCUGGCAGUGUGACAAAUAUAUGAUAAAUAAUGGGUAACUUAGACUUGAUUUUAUGCUGCAUAUUCUUAGUGAACACACUUGUUUAAUUUUGCAUGCAUAUGUAAUUUGAAUGAAACAGCAAUUCAGUUUCAUUUGAUCCAUUUCAGUGACACCAGGUAACUACACUGCUGUGCCCAAGCUGUGAGAUCAGAGUUGCUCAAUGGCAAAGCACACUUUUUUUUUCUCCAUUAUAUUUUUAAACUUACUGGACUCAGUGAGUAACUGGUGACCUAUUUCCAAACUGUCUAAACUUCUACAACCAGCACUUACCAUGCAGUUCAGAAUAGCUAUUAAUGAAGCUGGGAGCUGGCAGUAGAUGUAUUAUCACUUACACUAAUUGUUCUCAACCUAAUACACUCGCAUUCAUUUUUAUCUCAUGCUGUCAGUGUGUAUGUCAGACCCUACUAAAUGUUCCAAACAGAUGCCCCCUUCAGUGUCCCAUAUUUUCCUGUGCCACCUGCCCAUGGUGGUGAAGGUGGUCUGUCUGAACUGCUGGCCCCUGCACCUCUUCCCCACGCUCUGCUGGGUUGUUGUGCUGGGAUGGGCUGCACUUGAGCUGGGGAAUGGAAACGUAGUGUCCAAUGACAACUAUUAAACGCCAGUGACAGAAAGGUAGCAGCUGCGUAGGACAGAAAAGGAAUAACUUUCAUGACAUAAAAAAAUAUAGUAGAAAAUGGGGUAUUUGUUAAAGCAGUUUGGUAUCUUAAAAAGAGAAGCUGAGCAUUGUUAAGCCUGCCUGUGAAUGCUGAAUGUAAAUACAGCAGUGCUAAGAAACCUCUUAUUCUCUCUGGCUUCUCCCAGAGAUCCAGCUGUGGUCUUAUAGGCCUGAGCACUGUGCUCCCCCUAAGAGAGGAAUAUGAGGGAAUGUGUGUGACUAAUAUUCUUAGAGUUCAAGACUAGAAAAAGACAAAGAACGUGAUAAAUGUCUUUUAAUGUUCGGAAAAACAUUAUUCUACUACAGUUGCUUCUAAGUAACCCCAGAGAUUUGAAGGAAACUUAGUGAUAACUUGAAAUUCUCAUGCUGAAG
Molecule: messenger RNA, 2829 nt
Organism: Ficedula albicollis (Collared flycatcher)
Lineage: Eukaryota; Metazoa; Chordata; Aves; Passeriformes; Muscicapidae
Gene: EGLN3
Product: egl-9 family hypoxia-inducible factor 3
Exons: 6
Coding region: 112-837 (241 amino acids)
Biological process (GO): cellular response to hypoxia; peptidyl-proline hydroxylation to 4-hydroxy-L-proline
Cellular component (GO): nucleus; cytoplasm
Molecular function (GO): L-ascorbic acid binding; ferrous iron binding; peptidyl-proline 4-dioxygenase activity
Source: RefSeq, a predicted model, not a curated record